Messenger RNA from Trichophyton verrucosum HKI 0517, 759 nucleotides. RefSeq lists its product as uncharacterized. The record is from RefSeq and is a predicted model, not a curated record. Bases 1 to 759 code for a protein of 252 amino acids. NCBI's taxonomy places the organism in Eukaryota, Fungi, Ascomycota, Eurotiomycetes, Onygenales, Arthrodermataceae. The transcript is spliced from 4 exons.
AUGCAGUGCAAUGCCGCGAGCACGAGUCAGGCAGCGUCCUUAUUUCCUGCUGGCAGCGGACGACGGCUGGCUGCGUCCAGAGGCGUCAAGGUCAAGGGGUCGCCCGGCCGACUGCAGGCAGAGAGAUGUGUUGAUGCAGUGAAGUGUUAUAAGAGCGGUCGUGAUGGUCGUGGUCGUGUCUUCGUGUGGGCGGUUUUUUUGUUUAGUGGGGAGGAAGAAGCCGAAGUCGGUGGCGAGAGACUAGAGGCCAGCAGCAACAAUAACAACAGCAACAGUGAGAGUAACAAGAGUAGAGACGGCGCUGUCUGUCUGUCUCCGCCGUCCAGCAGUGAAGAGAAGAAGCAGAGCAGGAAGAAGAGAAAUAGCCAGAGACGCCGCGAAAGACGAAAAGCGACGCAGAGACGAGGAUGCUUAAUAAAAGAGGCCGGCAGAGAAGAAGACGAAGACGAAGAUCAGCCAGCCAGGCAGGAUGAUAGAAGCCACGAAGAAGAAGAAUCGAAGACGGAGAAGAAGAAGAAGACGAAGAAGAAGAAGAAGAAGACGACGAAGAAGAGAUCAAGUUUGGGCCUUGGUUAUCAGUGCUUUUUCUUCGUCUUUUUCUUUGCUUCUUCGGGCGUUGCUUUUUCCUCGUCGUCUUCGAGAGAGAAGAAGCAAAAGAGAAGCCAGAGAAGAAGAAGAAUUAAGCCCAGGCUAAGACCUUCGAGAAGACGAGAGAAGGCGAUGAAACGCGGUGGAUUGAGGGAUCCUUGCUGUCACUAA